Molecule: messenger RNA, 431 nt
Organism: Umbelopsis ramanniana AG
Lineage: Eukaryota; Fungi; Mucoromycota; Umbelopsidomycetes; Umbelopsidales; Umbelopsidaceae
Exons: 1
Coding region: 172-411 (79 amino acids)
Source: RefSeq, a predicted model, not a curated record
CCGACCAACAUUCGAGCAAAAAUGAAAAACAUCCAAACUAAGGACUGCUAACGAAACCUUACAAAAAUAUGAUACUUCAUUUUAACAGUGACACUUACCUGUCCAGGGUUGCUAACUUGCCGUAGCUGUCAUGACUAUUUGAAAAGAUAUCUCUAGUCGGCCAUAUUGGUCAUGACUUGGCUUGGCUUGUCCAGACCUUGCCCUGUCCUUGCCUCGCCUCGCCUCACCCUAUCUUGUUCUGCCCAGCCGGAAUCUCGGAACUACCAUUGCUGUUUAGCGACAUCUGUGCGAGAUCGAGGACAUGGGUUGCACAUAGUGUGUGACAUGCCAAAAGCGACUCUUUCUCUCCACUCCCUUUUUGUUCUAUCACAAAUUACUUGGACUCUAGUUUUUUUUUUUGGACAAGCCUAAUGACUUUCUUAGCCAUAAAC